GAGGCGGUAAGGGGGCAGCUGCGAGUUCAGGAAGAGCAGGGCAGAGGCUUGAUCAAUAGUGUGCCUGCCCGCCGCCGGAGCCAGCCAGCCAGCCAGCCAGCCAGCCUUCCACACGCACAAGUCUCGGCGAGCUACGAUCCGCCAUUUACAGUUGCAGGAUGAAGUGGCUGGCAGUGGUGUUGGCGGUGCUGGCGGUGGUCGCCGCGGCCCGGGCCGAGGGCGAAGUCUGGGAGGAAGACGACCACGAGGUGCUGAUCCGCAGCGAGCGCGGCGCCAAGAGCCGGGCGGAGCCCAAGGAGGGCAGCAAAAGCAGAGACCCGUGUCGCUACGUGAAGGGGGCCUGGUCCGACUGCGACUCCAAGACGAACAUGAGGACCCGCACGCUGACCUUGAAGAAGGGGGACCAGGCUACGUGCGAGCCGACCAAAACCAUUCAGAAGAAGUGCAAAAAAGCCUGUCGUUAUGAGAAAGGCACUUGGACCGAGUGUUCUAGCGAAAGCCAAAUGACCCGGACUGACAGCCUUAAGCCAAACAGCGACCCCUCCUGCGAACAGAGUCGCCUAAUCACAAAGAAGUGUAAAAACAAAGCAGCUAAAAACAACAACAAAGGAGGGCGACGCAACAGGCAGUAAAGAGCCGAGGCUAGAAGAGGAAGAAAGAAACUUACUUAAACCUCCUCAAGAUUCAAGAAACGAGCGGAUGAGAAACAUCAUUUCCUAUUUGCACGGAACAUUUUCAAGGUUUUUCAUUUAACAAUAUGUAUCUGUAUUCUGUUAAGAUUUGAGUGCUGAGAAACAUUAUUGUAUGAGUACGUAAAUGUGUAGUUGUGGGGCUAUUUUGAUAUGUUGAUAAAAAGUGCUGUGUAAAUGCAGGUCGUGUGUUGUGUUUAAUAUGUUUGAAUUUCGGAAAUACAAAUAUUUUUUUUGGAACCUACAGCUGAAAAAAAAACAAA
Bacillus rossius redtenbacheri is the source of this 952-nucleotide messenger RNA. RefSeq lists its product as uncharacterized. The record is from RefSeq and is a predicted model, not a curated record. The coding region runs from base 159 to 632 and encodes 157 amino acids. Lineage: Eukaryota; Metazoa; Arthropoda; Insecta; Phasmatodea; Bacillidae. Gene Ontology annotation, cellular component: extracellular region. The transcript has 5 exons. Gene Ontology annotation, biological process: mesoderm morphogenesis. Gene Ontology annotation, molecular function: growth factor activity; heparin binding.